AUGGCGCAUUCCGCAAGAUCGAAGAGCAAGCUCAGGGCCAAAAAGGAAAAGAUUUCCAAGAAAGGAUCCGAUUACGCAAAGACCAAUGAGGAACGCAAAGAACGGCUCGCACAGAAGCUGCAGGAGAACUUACUGAAACAGAAACAAGAAGGCACGGAUGCACCGGUGAUGGAGGUCGACAAGAAGGUGAGUACAUCUGGGUGGAGAAGCUCGAGAAACAGCCUAUACAAGAAAAAUCACACCAGAAAAAAGAACAAGUCCAUCAAGUUUUGA
This is a messenger RNA of Ogataea parapolymorpha DL-1, 273 nucleotides long. RefSeq lists its product as uncharacterized. NCBI's taxonomy places the organism in Eukaryota, Fungi, Ascomycota, Pichiomycetes, Pichiales, Pichiaceae. The transcript has a single exon. Gene Ontology annotation, cellular component: preribosome, large subunit precursor. The record is from RefSeq and is a predicted model, not a curated record. Bases 1 to 273 code for a protein of 90 amino acids.